Molecule: messenger RNA, 5895 nt
Organism: Dama dama (fallow deer)
Lineage: Eukaryota; Metazoa; Chordata; Mammalia; Artiodactyla; Cervidae
Gene: IKZF4
Product: IKAROS family zinc finger 4
Exons: 6
Coding region: 1390-2841 (483 amino acids)
Biological process (GO): regulation of transcription by RNA polymerase II
Molecular function (GO): DNA-binding transcription factor activity; RNA polymerase II cis-regulatory region sequence-specific DNA binding
Source: RefSeq, a predicted model, not a curated record
AAUUUUAGGCUCUCUCUCUCUCUCUCUCUCUGUCUUCCAUAUUUAGACCUGUGUGCACACAUCUAUGCAUGUUCAUGUUAGCAGAUAAUGUAGACGGCUAGCCCAGUGUGUAUCCCCGUGGGUAUGUUCUCUUUAUGUGUAUCUACCUAUGUGAUAUAUGUCUGUGUCUGUGUUUAUCUACAUGUGUUUUAUUUCACAUGUAUAUUCGUGCAGAAGAUUGUGGGAGGAGGGUUUUUUUUAAAGACUUGAUUCGUGUCUUCAGGUAUGUUAUCUGAUUUUUAAAAACAUACGUGACACUUAGAAGGCAUUUUUACAAAAGCUAUUUGUCAACAAGUUAAAAUGCAUAUAUAUUGAGAAUACACUGAUUAUUUCACUGUCAAGGGAAUGUCAAGUAGUAACUAUGUGAUUGGAAUACUAUCAGAUGGAGGGUUUCUGGAAUAGCUACAUGCUUGCUGAUUUUAGAGUGAGAUGGACCCAGCUCUCCGCUUCUGAAACAGUGACUCCAGUUAGCUCUACACAGGUGAGGGUUAAGGACACCCGUAAUUCCUACUUGUGAUCUGACCCAGGUCCCAUCGCUGCCAGCUCUGUGAACUUGGGCAAGAAACAGAGCUGUUUCUGUGCCUCAGUUUCCUCAUAUGUACGAUUAAGAUCAUACCGGCCCUUCCUUUGCAGGGUUGUUGUGAAGAUUCAAUGAGAUAAUUCUUUUAAAGUGCAUAGAAUGAUGCCUGGCAUGUAGUAAGCACUCAAUUAAUGUUAGCUGCUGUCAUUAUGAUUACUAUUAUCAUUAGAUUCAGGGGCAAUUCCAGCCACCCUUCCUGCAGAUACCGAAUCCGGUGUUGGGGGCUCCGGAGAGUAACAGUAGGGAAGAACGUCUGUCCUGAACCGCCUCCCUCGCAAGGCCCCCAUUUUCCUCUCCACCCCGGCCCGCCCAGCCCCAGCCCUGCUUCCUGUGGACGUCAGGCAGUGAAGCUCUUCCCCUCAGGCCUAGAUGAAGGUAGGGUGGGCAAGGAGCAGCCACGGAGCUCGCAGAAGUCAGCGCCGGGCACCCAGGCUGGCGAGGGCACGAGGUAUGGUGCCCCACACACAACGGGGCCUCGUACGUGGCUGCAAGAUAAAUGUUUGUGAAAUGUCACUGAACUUUGAAGAGAUCAGGCGUAGACGGAAAAUGGCUCGAGCUGUAGCUUCACCUUCCUUCUUGUUCUCUCCUCCAAGGUAGCGGGGACUCAUCUCUGGAGAAGGAAUUCCUCGGGGCCCCAGUGGGGCCCUCAGUGAGCACCCCCAACAGCCAGCACUCCUCUCCCAGCCGCUCACUCAGUGGCAGGCUCCCUCCUUGGUCUGUCUCUGUCCUAAACACGCUCCCACCCUCCAGCCAACUCCAUCAAGGUGGAGAUGUACAGCGAUGAGGAGUCGAGCAGACUGCUAGGGCCGGACGAGCGUCUCCUGGAGAAGGAUGACAGUGUGAUCGUGGAGGACUCCUUGUCGGAGCCGCUGGGCUACUGCGAUGGAAGCGGGCCGGAGCCCCACUCCCCCGGUGGCAUCCGCCUGCCCAACGGCAAGCUCAAGUGUGACGUCUGCGGCAUGGUCUGCAUUGGACCCAACGUGCUCAUGGUGCACAAGCGCAGCCACACGGGGGAGAGGCCCUUCCACUGCAACCAGUGCGGCGCCUCCUUCACCCAGAAGGGCAACCUGCUACGCCACAUCAAGCUGCACUCCGGGGAGAAGCCCUUCAAGUGCCCCUUCUGUAACUACGCCUGCCGCAGGCGCGACGCACUCACCGGCCACCUCCGCACACACUCAGUCUCCUCCCCCACGGUGGGCAAGCCCUACAAGUGCAACUACUGCGGCCGGAGCUACAAACAGCAGAGCACCCUGGAGGAGCACAAGGAGCGGUGUCACAACUACCUGCAGAGUCUCAGCACUGAAGCCCAAGCUCUGGCUGGCCAGUCAGGCGAUGAGAUACGGGACCUGGAGAUGGUGCCAGACUCCAUGCUGCACUCGUCCUCUGAGAGGCCAACUUUCAUUGACCGUUUGGCCAACAGCCUCACCAAACGCAAGCGUUCCACCCCCCAGAAGUUUGUAGGUGAGAAGCAGAUGCGCUUCAGCCUCUCGGACCUGCCCUACGAUGUGAACGCGGGCGGCUAUGAGAAGGACGUGGAGCUGGCGGCGCACCACGGCCUGGAGCCUGGCUUCGGGGGGCCUCUGGCCUUCGUGGGGGCCGAACAUCUGCGUCCCCUCCGCCUGCCGCCCACCAACUGCAUCUCAGAACUCACGCCUGUCAUCAGCUCUGUCUACACUCAGAUGCAGCCCCUCCCUAGUCGACUGGAGCUUCCGGGGUCCCGGGAAGCAGGUGAGGGGCCCGAGGAUCUAGCUGACGGAGGUCCCCUCCUCUACCGGGCCCGAGGCCCCCUGACUGACCCCGGGGCCUCCCCCAGCAACGGCUGCCAGGACUCCACAGACACAGAGAGCAACCACGAGGACCGGGUGGGGGGAGUGGUGUCACUGCCUCAGGGCCCCCCACCCCAGCCUCCUCCCACCAUGGUGGUGGGCCGGCCCAGCCCUGCCUACGCCAAAGAGGACCCCAAGCCACAGGAGGGGUUGCUGCGGGGCACCCCAGGCCCCUCCAAGGAAGUGCUCCGGGUGGUGGGUGAGAGCGGCGAGCCGGUGAAGGCCUUCAAGUGCGAGCACUGCCGCAUCCUCUUCCUGGACCACGUCAUGUUCACGAUUCACAUGGGCUGCCACGGCUUCCGAGACCCUUUCGAGUGCAACAUCUGUGGCUACCACAGCCAGGACCGGUACGAAUUCUCUUCCCACAUUGUCCGGGGGGAGCACAAGGUGGGCUAGCGGCCUCCUCCCCCGCCUCAGUGCACCCCCCUCGCCCUGCCUGCAGGAGGCUGGCCUGUCCCCACCAUGGCCCUAGGAGCUGGGCUGUGUAGCCCCCACCACCGGCUCCCUGGCUUCACCCCUGACCCUGACCCGUCCUCACCUGUGCUCCUCCUCCCCCCACUGAUCUAAGCGUUGUGAUGAAACAGGUCUUUUGCUUAUCUUUCUCCUUUUUCUCUUCUCCUUUCAUCCCACCAUACUCACUGAGUUAUUUAUUAAUAUAAUUUGUUGAGUUUUCUUUUGCUUCUUUUUUUUAACUUAUAUCACUUGCCACACCCCCACCCUCCUCCCCAUAGCCCCCUCCACAUCAGGCCUGAUUUUUCUCUUUGCGCUUUCUCCAGCAGCCCCAGGAGUGGGAAGCUCCCCUUAGUGCUGAGAGGCCUCGGGCUUCCUGAUUUAGGUCCUCACCUUUUACCAUACCCGAUGCUUCCGUUUCGAUGCCAACCGCACUCUAUACCCACCUUAGCUCUGUGGCAUUACCUCUGCCCUCCGGGAGCCUGCAGCCUGGGACUCGUGGCCUCUCAUGGCCUCUGACCUUAGGCAGCUUGCACAGCUCCUGAUCAAAUGAAGAAACCCCUCCUUGGGAAGUAGGAGAGGCUGAAGGAAUCCUCCCCAGGCACCCUGGGACUGAGGGUCCUCUUGACAUCCCACCAGGAAUUGGAGUUCCCCAAAGCUCACAUCCGGGAUCUGCCUCUCCAGUGUGAUCUCCCCCCUCUCCUCGAACAGCCCCCAGCACUGCUCUACUCUCUUCACACUGCCCGUCCACUCAGUGGUGGUUUUUCUCUCCUUGGAAUGCCCCAGCUUUAUACUCUCAGGGGCCAAGGCCAGGUCAGCAAUCCUCUGUCUCUGACACGUGUGGAGCCACAGGUGCCUAACUGGGAACCAGGGAAGGGAAUGGGUCAAAAUUCCUCUCUUUCUCUCCCACCUCUCAAACUUCCUCACUCUAGCGACCUACUUGGGCUCUCAGGGGCACCUCUGGCCCCUGUCCUAUGAGAAACUGGUGGGUUGCUGCCUGAUAACAAGGGGGCAUCCUCAGCCCCCCAGUCAUGCUGCCUUCUCCCCCCUAGCAGGAUUCACCCUCUCAUCCCCAGACUCCUGGGCCCUGUUCUUAGGAUCAGUGGCAGGGAGAAAAGGAUGUCUCUUUUCUCUCUCCUAACUCUCAGUAUAACCAAAAAUUCUCCCCAGGAUGAGCAAGGGCAGACGCCCCUCUCCCCAUCCCAGUCUUGUGCCAGCAAGAAUGGGAUGGACACAGCUGAAUGGGAGAGCCAUCCUUUACUACCCCCCUACACUCGGCUCCCAGAUGUAGGGCAGGAGGGGGCACGCUCCUGGCUGCUGCAGAGACUCCUGGCUGUUUGGGUGACCUAGACAGUGAGACGGGGGCAGGAGGGGAUCGCUCCACUGCUGAGUGGGGGGUCUCUUUCCACAAGAGCUCCCUGCCCAAGGCCACAGCCAUCCCAUUCUCUGCUUCCCUGAGAUUCAAACCAAAGCCUGUUUUUCUAUAUUUAAAAAUUAAAAAGUAAAAACCAAACAGAACACCUCACAAGUUGUAACACUUGGUCCUUCUCUCUCUCUCGCUCUCGCCCCUUUUCUCUUCCUUCCAUUUUUCUUUCCACAAGUCCUCUCCUUAUUGGCUCUUUUGCCUCCUACUUUUCUCACUCCCUAUCAGGGAUAAUUCAGGGGGCUGGUAAAGGGUUGGUUAAGGAACAGACCCUGGGAUUGGGGCUCGUAAGGGCUCUCAGAGAGUCUGCCUUAUCCUGUUACGGGAAGGGAGACCCUGAACACUUCCUUCUCCCUGCUCCCCCAGUCUGUGGUCUCCCCAAGAGAACCAGAUUGUCAGGGAGGGACACUGUGGGUAGAUUGUGUCUCCUUGACAAUGUAGCAAUAAACAGAUGCUGCCAAGGGCAGGGGGGCAGGGGGCCACGUGGGAGGAGUGUGGCCUCUGGAGAAGGGGAGAGUCUUCUUGAGAGCACCCCCAGGGAACUAGCUCCUUGUUUCAGAGGUCAGCAGACUUGAGAUUCUUCUCUGGGGUUCCCCUCAACCCUCCUGGUUAUCGAGCCCCUUCCCAUGAGCCCUGCCCUCACCGCCUCUUCUGCGUCUGCUGUGUGUUUGGUGACACCUCACAAGACUAGUCCCUUCUGGGGUAUCGGAGCCUUGGGGUGCCCCGUCCCCUCCCCGUCAGUUCUGGCACCUGUAACCUCCUGGAACAUGAAGGACUGUGCUCUGAGGCCAUGCUCUGAGCCCGUGAGAGCAGAGACUGGAAGGGCGAGCCCAGGUGCUACGGAGGGGAGAGAAGGGCACUCUGUCUCUCCAGACCAUCACUGCACUUUAACCAGGGUCUUAGGUACAAAAUCCUGCUUUCCAGAGCCUGCCAGCUCUGGAACCUCAAACAUCCUCAUGCUCUCUCCUAGCUCCUUUUGCAUAAAAAAAGAAAAAAAAAAAGUAAGAAAAAGAAAAAACACACAUUGAAACCCACAUGGAGAAAAGAGGUGUUUUCCUUUUAUAUUGAUAUUUAAAAUCAACACCACACAAAAACAUUUCUAAAUAGACACUUUUCCAGACCUUUGUUUUUUCGUGUCAGUGUCCAAGCUGCGGAUGCGAUUUUGUAAUACUUCUGGCAGCUUCUUUCCUUGUGUACAUAAUAUAUAUAUAAUAUAUAUUUUUGAUCAGAAGUUAUGAGAACAAAAAGAAAAAAUAAAACACAGAAGUAAGUGCAAUACCACCUCUCUCCUCCCUCUGCCAGGGUUUCAUUUGUAGCCUCUGCUGGGUGUCUCCUUGGAUCUUACCCCUUCACCUCCUCCUCUUCCUCUGGGGCCCCCUCCCUCCUUUUUUUUUUUUUUUAAAGAGUUUUUCUCCUUUCUCAAGAGGAGUUAAACUAGCUUUUGAGACUUACUGCAAAGCAUUUUGUACAUGUGAUAUACUGUAAGUAAAUAUUUGUGUAACGGAGAUAUACUACUGUAAGUUUUGUACUGUACUGGCUGAAGGUCUGUUAUAAAUAAACAUGAGUAAUUUAACACC